Messenger RNA from Talaromyces atroroseus, 1056 nucleotides. RefSeq lists its product as hypothetical. The record is from RefSeq and is a predicted model, not a curated record. The coding region runs from base 1 to 1056 and encodes 351 amino acids. The transcript has a single exon. Lineage: Eukaryota; Fungi; Ascomycota; Eurotiomycetes; Eurotiales; Trichocomaceae.
AUGGCUUCCCAAAUGACCGAUUGCAUAGUCACGUAUCGAGGUGACAUAGUGGAAAACCGACAUAUGGUCCACGCUGCGAUCGUUGAUGCAAAUGGAAAACUCCGAUAUGCCGUUGGGGAUCCUUUCCGAGUGACCCUCCCUCGCUCGGCGGCCAAACCCGCACAGGCACUGGCUAUUCUCGAAACAGGAGCCCUUGACAAGUUCUCCUUUGACGAUAAGGACUUGGCAUUGAUGUGUGCAUCGCACAAUAGCGAAGACAGGCAUCUAUCGCGGGCACGGGCGAUGUUGGCAACCAUUCACGCUGAGGAGACAGAUCUGCGCUGCGGCGGUCAUGCCGCCCUGUCAGAGCCAGUGAACAAGACGUGGAUCAAAGCUGAUUAUACUCCGACGGCCAUAUGCAACAACUGCUCGGGCAAGCAUGCGGGAAUGAUAGCUGGUGCUAAAGCCCUCGGGGCUGACAUAGCAAGCUAUCACAUGCCGGAAAACGCAAUGCAAUCGCGGGUCAGACGUGUUAUUGAGGAUCUCUCUGGCUUGGAUGAACAUGGAGUCAAAUGGGGCAUCGACGGCUGCAAUCUUCCAACUCCGGCUCUUCCCCUGAACUCUCUGGCGCAACUAUACAGUACCUUUGCUACGGCAGCCGAUGAAGUCGAGAGCAACAUUGAUCUAUCAAAAAGGACCGAAAAUCUAGCACGGGUUUUUCGUGCAAUGAGCCAGUCUCCAGAACUUGUUGGCGGAGAGGGUCGGUUCUGCACUCGACUCAUGGCGGCAUAUCAAGGGGGCCUCAUUGGCAAGAUCGGGGCUGAGGGUUGUUAUGGAAUCGGCGUGCGGAAAGCCAUACAGCAUGGAGCAGACACGGCCAUUGGGAUUGCCAUCAAGAUUGAAGAUGGGAAUAAGCCGAUUCUCUAUUCGGCAAUAAUGGAGAUUCUUGAACAACUGAAUAUCGGAACGCAGGAAAUUCGCGAGAAGCUGGCUGAUCUUCAUCAUCCGAAGCUUUUAAAUACUGCAGGAGUGGAAAUAGGCAAAGUGUCUUGUUCUAUCAAGGUGCGAGCUGUUUGA